Molecule: messenger RNA, 3261 nt
Organism: Eremothecium sinecaudum
Lineage: Eukaryota; Fungi; Ascomycota; Saccharomycetes; Saccharomycetales; Saccharomycetaceae
Gene: ATG11
Product: autophagy protein ATG11
Exons: 1
Coding region: 1-3261 (1086 amino acids)
Biological process (GO): piecemeal microautophagy of the nucleus; reticulophagy; autophagy of peroxisome
Cellular component (GO): Atg1/ULK1 kinase complex; extrinsic component of membrane; phagophore assembly site membrane
Molecular function (GO): molecular adaptor activity; protein kinase binding
Source: RefSeq, a predicted model, not a curated record
AUGGCCUCAGCAGAUGGAAAUACACGGCUCAUUAAUGCGAUAACUGGAUUUAGCAUUAGUACGAACAUUCAAUAUUUUAUUAAUAUAGAUGAUUUAAAAGGGCUUAUUAGCCAGCAGUGGGAAAUACCACCUGAGGAGAUAUUUCUGUUAUGUUCGUCUGGAACGAAAUUUACAAAGCAAAUAUUUCAAGAGCUGGUGGGUGAGUUAGCUAGUGAGGACAAGAAACAGACUACUAAAGUCUCUUUCGAAUUAUGUGUAUUUGACCGAAGGUUAUUUCAUCCUACGGGUGAAGGGGGGAGGACUUCAUUUAUCAAGGGACCUAAACAGGAGAAGAUAACGUUAGUAAAACCGCUUAAAUCUCCUAUAAUGGAUGAAGGGCCUGAUCUUGAGGAGAAUAUUUCUCAUAGAAAGGCGGUCAGCCUCAUUAUUACAAAUUCGGGGUGGUUGAGUGCUUUGGAAAUAGACGUACGAUACUUUCAGGAAUUUAUUGUAGAGUGCAUGCAACAGUCAAGGAAUAUUGGCAAAAGUUUAAGUGCUGUUUUUCAAUACUUGAAUUCAUAUUCAACAGGGGUAGAAAAGCUGUAUACUGCGAACGAAACGGUUUUAAAUGAGAUUCGGGUAAAUGAGCUUACAAGCAACUGGCAACGGCAUUAUCAUCAGGUAUUAAACGAGCUAGAUGCGGUUGGCUCACAAGGAAAGCUUUCACAAUUUUUGGAUUUCAAUGAGAUGAAAGAAGUGUCACAUGAGAUUGUUGAAUUAGAAAAGGCGCUUAGGGAAAAAUUGCAGCAAUUCAAGGAUAUUAUUGAUAAAGCAAGGGUCUCAAGGUCAAAAAUAGCUGAAAAAAUUGAUGUGGUUAUUAAGGAAUAUCAGCGUCCACCGUCUACAUACGAUAUGGAAGCCUCGAUUCUGACGAAUUUUGAUGAAAUGGUGGAAUCCAUUAAGAAACAAACACAUGAGGUAUCCGACGGCGACUUCAGAGAUACUACGAAGCAAGACUUAACAAUAAAGAUGUUGCGAAAUUUAAAGUCCUCUGCUGUCCCUAAUAUAUACACUAUUGCUCUUUCACUUUUUACUCAGGCCUCGGAAUGUAUUGACGCCAAGACUAAACUGCAAGAGAAGGUAAUAGCGCUUUUAGAAGUUAUAGCCGCUAAUCAAGUGGAUAUGCUUGUUGUAAGGGAUGUAUUGCUGCAAGAGGUUAAAGACGGUGUUGAGCGUCUACAGUAUUUAAUUCCUAUGCUGUUGAGGGUCAACGAUUUACCUGUGGCUUAUGGACUUUAUUUGAUCGAGAAAUACCGUAGGAAGAAAUGGCAUGAAGAGCUUCGUAUCAUUUCUGAGGAACAUGCUAGAACAAUACAGGAUAUUAUAGCCCAGGAGACGAAGCUGAGAGAUGAGUGGGCUGCGGAGUUCUCUCCUUUCUCCAGUUUAUUUGAGAAGAUUAAGGAUGUUGAUUACAUCACCAGAAAAACGAUCCCAAACCUUGUGUUACAAGAUACUGAUGAUACCUUAGUAACUGCAGAGGCUAUAGAGGGGUAUAUUUCAAUUCUAGCUAAAUUCCAAGUUGAGCAGGAUGCAUUGCGGCAGUUAAAACUUCAGCUACAGGACGCAACUAAAUCACACAUCCAUGGGCUAGCCGAAGGUGGCUCGGGUACUUUCGAUAAAAGUAAUACUAAUAUGAUACCUGGGGACAAUGGGCAUAAUAUGAAGGAAACAGUUGAAGCUUACAACUCUAAGAUAAAAAAAUUGGAAUCUCAAUUGAACAACUCUCAAAGAUCCAGUGUAAACUUGUAUCCUUCUAGCCUUUCUAACACUAGCAUGUUGAGCGCAUUCCAACCUAAUAUAUCAAGCAUAAACGAAAAAUUAAUGUCUAGUGAAUUUAAAGGUAAGCACAAGUUUGCUUCUUCCCUGAAGUUCAACGAUCGAGAGUUGCAACCAAUGUUCAACGAUUUACAGAAGCGAUUGGACUUAUUAACUGAAGAAAACAUAACUUUGCAACAGCAAAAUAAAACCCUGAAAUCAAAGCUGGUGAAUAUUGAAGACGAGAGGAAUGCAUACAAAGAAACGCUUGCGAUACUUAAUGUUGAGUUAUCGAAGUUAAUUUCUAGUCAGGAGUCCCAAAAAGCUGAAUUGUAUAAUAUUGGUCAACGAUUCAAAGAAGAUCUCGAUUUGGUUGCAAAAGAGAACAAAGCUCUACUAAAUUCAAUUGAUGGAUGGAAAAGAAAACAUGACAACAUUCACGCUAUGAAAGAAGACUUAUUGAAUGAUAUUUCAAAAAUGCAAAGCCGUUUUGCCACAGAAAAGUUAAAUUUUGAAAAAGAAUUGGAGUCAUUGCAUGGCAAGAUUGCUAGUCCAGUUCCUCUUCAGGCAACAAUGGAGAAUAAAAGUCCUAAGACUAAUCGUACGGCUAUAGAGAAUAGUACUUCAAAGAUGGAUAAGCUAAAAGAGAUCAACCGAAUUUUGGAAACAAAUUUGUACGAUAUAUUUUCUAGUAAUGUGUUCAUACUUGAAAAUAUUGGUCUGCUCCUUUCUAGAAAUCAGGAUAACCAAUUACAAAUCCUCCGAGUUAAAGGACUAAAGAAACGCUUGGGACAAAGCCAUAUUGAUGAAGAUUCAAUGUUACACUCAGUUGUGGUGCAAAGCUCUGUCUAUCAGGAGGUAAAGGAUUUGUAUUCUACUAUAAUUGCCAACUCUGAUCACUUUGAGAAACACCAAAUGUUUAGUAAUCUAAUAAGACAACUAUACUCCCAAGGCCUCUUCGAAACAUCUGUGGUGAAACGCUUUAGCGAUGUUGAAACACUCGCUAAGAAGUUAAGGCGAGAGAAUAAGUCCAAAAAGACAUUAAUAGAAAAAUACGACGCCGAUAAGAUAACUGUUAAAAAUCUUAAGGUUGGCGAUUUAGCUCUUUUCCUGCCAACAAAAUGUACAACAGCUUCUGUUACAUCCUCAGCUUCUUCCCUAGCUUCUGCAUUUUCUUCCGUGGAUCUCUCUACACCACCACUAGGGGUUCCCAGUUUUACAAGAACCGCACAUAGUGGACAUAUACGCAUGAGCACCAUUCCUUGGGCCGCCUUCACUGCUUCUGAGGUGGGCACUAGGUACUUCUUGAGGUGCUCUGAAGAACAAGUUCGGGGACGAGAUUGGCUGGUAGGCAGGAUAAAAUCUAUGGAAAAGCACACCGCUCAUGAAGAAGUCCAUAAUCAAUACAAACUACCGGCGGGAAUGGUCUGGUAUGAGGUUGUUGUGGAAUCUGCCGAGAACAGCUAG